Musca vetustissima is the source of this 507-nucleotide messenger RNA. RefSeq lists its product as uncharacterized. The coding region runs from base 1 to 507 and encodes 168 amino acids. The record is from RefSeq and is a predicted model, not a curated record. The transcript is spliced from 4 exons. Lineage: Eukaryota; Metazoa; Arthropoda; Insecta; Diptera; Muscidae.
AUGCCUCUGAAAUGGCCUUCCUUGCCCUACAUUGUGACAAAAGGUAUCAGUUUAGUUUGCUUUAUCGGAACAGCAAGUUUAAAAAUUUGGGACAUCAACACCCUCUACAGCCAAUUCGAUUCGCAUUGUAUUGCCGGAUGGGAGAUAACCGAUAAAGUCGGUUCACAUUUAAUGCUGAUAAUGCUGUCACUGAUACCCGAUAUGGGCUUCGUUGGAUGUAUUGGAGUGGCAAUGUUCAUGAAGACGAGCAAUUUUGGUGCAGAUCCAGGGGCUAUUAGCUAUAAUUUCAUUGUGGGUAUUUUGCAACUUUGGUCCAUAAUUUAUAUCUAUGUCAUUGAGGAUUGUGGUAAUUCUGCUAUUCCGAUCAUCAAGAGUGUUUCAUUACUAAGUUUAAUUGCGGGAAUUUUACAUUUCAUAAAUGCCCUGAUUUGUUUCAUAUUUAUGGCACCCGAAGAAAGAUCAUUUCCCAUCAGAAGACCCCGAAGUUCUAUUUUACCGGAAAAUUAA